Kluyveromyces marxianus DMKU3-1042 is the source of this 1533-nucleotide messenger RNA. It is a transcript of the gene GCD1, whose product is annotated as translation initiation factor eIF2B subunit gamma. Gene Ontology annotation, biological process: cytoplasmic translational initiation. Lineage: Eukaryota; Fungi; Ascomycota; Saccharomycetes; Saccharomycetales; Saccharomycetaceae. The transcript has a single exon. The record is from RefSeq and is a predicted model, not a curated record. Bases 1 to 1533 code for a protein of 510 amino acids. Gene Ontology annotation, cellular component: eukaryotic translation initiation factor 2B complex; guanyl-nucleotide exchange factor complex. Gene Ontology annotation, molecular function: translation initiation factor activity; guanyl-nucleotide exchange factor activity.
AUGGGCUUUCAGGCAUUUGUAUUUUGCGGGCGUGGUGCGAAGUUAACACCAUUUACCAAUGUGCGUGGUGACACAGGUGAGCCAAAGGCUUUACUUCCUGUAGCUAAUAGACCUAUGAUUGAAUUCGUUUUGGACUGGUGUGAGCAGGCACAAUUCCUUGAAGUGAACUUAGUUAUUGAUAUUGCUGACGUGGAGGAGUUGGAGGCGCAGUUGAAGAAGUACCGUGAGAUUAGGGAACACUACUACGGAUUGCUAGCUCAAAGUGUGGGAAACAAUAACUCGCAUUAUUUGAGGAAACCGGCUCCAAUUAACCUCAUUGGGUCGAAAUGCGAAAAUACUGGUGAUUGUUUGAAGACUGAGCUUCUUGAUAGGAUAACUGGUGACUUUGUGUUGCUGCCCUGUGAUUUCAUCACUGAUAUUCCACCGCAAGUGUUUUUGGAUCAGUAUCUAAAUAAAGAUCCUGAGAAUUUGGCUAUGGCUGUGUACUAUAAUAACGGAUUCGAAAAUAUUGACAAAAAGCACUUGAAGCAAUUUUUGACAGUUUAUUCAGACAAUUUGGACUCUAUCAGCAAGCCAGUAUUGCUAGACGUGUAUUCGAAAGAAGAUGUAGACAAAACGAAGUAUUUGCAAAUUAGAUCCCAGAUGCUUUGGAGAUACCCUAACUCUACAGUGUCAACCAAACUCCUAAACUCGUUCAUAUACUUCUGCUCUUAUGAGUUGAAAACAUUGUUGAAGGACGCACCUAAUACUACAUCUUCUGAUAGUGUGGCAGCAGGUAAAAGAGAAGCGGAAACAGAAAAGGACUCCAAAAAGGAGGAAACAGAAUCGGAGGCUCUCAACAAAUUGACUAAAACUUUCCACAGCACAGGUUUCUUGAAAAAGAAAAACGAACUAAUCAGAGAUCCAAUUAACUGUAACAAAUCUUUGGCUAAAGUAUUUAGAGAUUUGUCAAGACGUUCGUGGCAACAUGUUAAACCAAGAGAAACCGUUGGGAUCUUCGUACUACCAGAUAUUGGUCUUUUCAUCAGAUCCAAUAGUUUGAGUGCCUACAUGGAAGCAAACAGAUUUGUAUUAAAGAUUAAGCAAAGUGCUAUUCACCAACGUACCACGGAUGGUUCCUCUGCUAUCGGUGCCGAUUCUGUUGUUGGAAAUAACUGUUCCAUUCUGGAGAAAACUAACAUUAAACGUUCAGUUCUAGGUAACAACUGUAAGGUGGGUAAAAGGUGCCGUAUUGUGGGGUGCGUUAUUCUUGAUGGUGUAGAGAUUGAAGACGAGACUCAUUUAGAAAAUGUAAUUAUUGGCAGAAAUGCGAAGAUUGGCAAGAAAUCUAAAUUAACUAACUGUUACGUUGAAGGGUCGUACGUCGUUAACGAAAAAUCUACUAUCAAGGGUGAGACAUUGACAAACAUAUACAUAGGUGAUGAAUACAGCGCUUCUUCUUUGGAGUCUGAAUCUUCUGGUUCAGAAUCUGAAUACACAGAUGAAUAUUAUGACGAUGAAGAUUUCGUGGACGACGGACUCUUUGAUCACUAA